AUGGAGCCCGGCAAAGUUAUAAUAUUAACAGGAGUAUAUUCAAUUGAAAUUUUGAAAAAAAAAUGGCGAUAUCUAAGGGAAAAAUAUACGAGGGAAAAUAAGAAACCGAAAAGUGGCAGUGGUGGUGAAAGAAAAAGAAGUUGGGUGCAUAUGCAAUCUUUGCAGUUUUUAGAUGAUGUCACCACAAAAAAUAAAAAAACCUCGAGUAACUUUUCAUUAGCUGCAGAUUCAGAUACUCCAGAUAUAGAACCAAUACCAUAUAAAAGGAAGAAAGAUGAUAAUAUAUCCUUUCAGGAAGCCAUCCUUAAAGAGAUGCAAGCAUCAAGGCCAAUUCUACCUCAAGUAUAUGAACAGCCUCAAGAAGUUAAUGAUCCUCAAGACAUUAAUUUUGCCAAUUAUGUGGUAAGCCUCAUGAGGAAUAUUCCAAAAAAACAAAAAACCGUGCUUCAAAGCGAAAUAAUAUCAAAAAUAGUUGAAUACACCGAUGAUUGA
This is a messenger RNA of Myzus persicae (green peach aphid), 492 nucleotides long. RefSeq lists its product as uncharacterized. NCBI's taxonomy places the organism in Eukaryota, Metazoa, Arthropoda, Insecta, Hemiptera, Aphididae. The record is from RefSeq and is a predicted model, not a curated record. The transcript has 4 exons. Gene Ontology annotation, biological process: regulation of transcription by RNA polymerase II. Gene Ontology annotation, cellular component: nucleus; transcription regulator complex. The coding region runs from base 1 to 492 and encodes 163 amino acids.